AUGGCCUGCAUCGUGGACUUAGUCGCCGCGUCUGGCGAGGACGUGCGGCCAGAACAUCUCCAGUACCCCUUAGGGGUGGCCUCCCGCCUCACGGGGCAUUACCCGCCGCCUGCCAGAGACAGGGUGUAUCACCUCAUCAGCCCGGUCAUUGAGAACAUCUUAAUAACAAGCCGUACCGAGCUCACUCGCAUCAAGCACAUGCUAGGAGACCUGGCGACCAACGCCGCGGAUCGCCUGCUCUGCGAGAGCUACGCCACCACGGCGGGGUGGUACGGCUUUCGCUUCGUUGCGGCGGUGGCCAGCAGGCAAGAUGCGCGGCUUAGUGUGUGGCACGGCUCCAAGAUCGUGUCCGUAUUCCAGACGAAGGAGUCGCGGGAGAAGACGGUUUCAACGAGACGGGGCCUUUUGUUUACAUGUAGCGUGACGAUGUGA
Chaetomium fimeti is the source of this 432-nucleotide messenger RNA. RefSeq lists its product as uncharacterized. The transcript has 2 exons. NCBI's taxonomy places the organism in Eukaryota, Fungi, Ascomycota, Sordariomycetes, Sordariales, Chaetomiaceae. The record is from RefSeq and is a predicted model, not a curated record. The coding region runs from base 1 to 432 and encodes 143 amino acids.